CGUCAGAAGGAGGAAAUGACAGUCUUUCCCUAAGCUUGGACGAGGAAAGGAGCAGCGCCUGAAGCGGAGGUUUAACAAUAAUCAGAUCAUCUUCAGAUAUGGGGAGAGGAAGAGGCUGCCAUUCCCUUUAACUACUAGAUGGAUGUGACAGAGGAGACGUGCCAGCUGGACAUGGCUGAAAUGAAGGAAUGGACUAUAAAUAUUAAGAAGGAGGACUGUGAGUUGGGACAUGCCUACCAUAAGCAGGAGAGUGUAUGCAUUAAGAAUGAGGAUUUUGAACAGGGGAUUGUGGUAAUUAAGGAAGAGACUGAGGAGAAGCCUGUCGUCAGUGAUGUCCAAAAACACAAAGCAAUAGAGCAAGUCAAGGAAGAAGACAUUCAGUCUGGGAGUCAAGAUGGAGGAGUAAGUGGAUUAGUCUCCUCUCCAAGUAGAAACUGUUCUGUUGAGGAGCAUCCUGCCGGUGUGAAGUCUGAUAUUGAUUCAGACACAGCUGAGGAAACAUCAAGGAGAACCUGGGAAAAUCAGUCGUCAUCUACAGAUCAGUCCGAUGAAGAUACACAGGAGAGUCUCGGCUUUUUUCCAUCUUUAUUUACUCAGACAUUAUUUCAUGAUACAUUACAACAGACACAACAUGUUGAAAAUAUGACGAAAUCAACAUCCGAAUCAAAGAUUUUGACACUGGCCUCUUUGCCAUUGAAUCCCCUCUCAGUUGGGAAACUACCAAAGAUAGACUCAAUUAAUACUCGACAACAUGUGAAAAAUACAAAUUCAAGUGCGUGCCAAGAGGAAAGGACAAGUUUUAAUGAUAAACAGGUGAACCCUACAAAACAGAAGCCAUAUAGUUGUUCUGAUUGUGGAAAGGAGUUUUCAAGAAGAUGGAGUUUUCAGGCCCACACAACAAUUCAUACUGGAGAGAAACCAUAUUGUUGUUUGGAAUGUGGUAAACGAUUCUCACACGGCAAAUAUCUUCAAUGCCACAUAAGAACUCACACAGAAGAGAAGCCGUAUUGCUGUUCUGAAUGUGGGAAACGAUUUCCAAGAAGGGGCCACCUGAUAGACCACACAAAAAUUCAUACUGGAGAGAAACCAUACGGUUGUUCCGAAUGCGGAAGACAAUUUACAACAGCAGGUGCGUUUGAAACCCACAAAAGAAUUCAUAUUGCGGAGAAACCAUAUUGUUGUUCUGAAUGUGGAAAACAGUUUUCAAGAAAAAACAGUCUUGACAUUCAUGAAAAAAUCCAUACUGGAGAGAAACCACAUUUCUGUUUGGAGUGUGGUAAACGUUUUUCACACAGGAAAUAUCUUCAGACCCACCUAAGAAUUCACAAAGAAGAGAAACCAUAUUGCUGUUCUGAAUGUGGGAAACGAUUUAUAUGUAGGGCCUACCUGGUGGUGCACACAAAAAUUCAUACUGGGGAGAAACCCUAUUGUUGUUCUGAAUGCGGAAGGCGAUUUUUAACAGCUGGCAGGUUUGAGACCCACAAAAGAAUCCAUACUGGAGAGAAACCAUAUUGCUGUUUGGAAUGUGGCAAAAGAUUUUCAGACAGGAAUGUUCUUCAGAAUCACGCAAAAAUUCACACUGGAGAAAAGCCGCAUUGCUGUUUUGAAUGUGGGAAAAGGUUUAUGAGUCGGGGCUAUCUGAAGUUGCAUACCAAAAUUCAUACUGGAGAGAAACCGUAUUGUUGUUCUGAAUGUGGGAAACAGUUUUCAAGAAAAGACCAUCUUAACCGCCACUUGAUAAUUCACUCUGAAGAAACGCCGUAUGGCUGUUCUAAAUGUGGCAAACAAUUUUCAAGAAAAGACAGUCUUACCAGCCACUUGAAAAUUCAUACCGGGGAAACGCCACAUGGCUGUUCGAAAUGUGACAAACGAUUCUCUGACAGGAGAAAUCUCAACAGGCACAUGAGAACUCACACAUAGUCCUCAAGAAAAAGAAUCUGAUAAAGCGGGCAAAAACUAAUGAAGUACCAAAAGAUGUGUGAAUAAAACAACUGAGAUUGUGGCAGUCGUUCUGAGAUCAAUAGGCCUUAUCAAAAAAAAGAAAUAAAAUCCAGGCCCAUCUAGACGCCCUACCAGUUAUCAUUACUCCAUACUAAUACAGAUGGACGCUUUAUUAGGGGUCACGGAAGUACUGUGCCAAGUCCUAGAAGCAAAUCUAGGAGAAUAACAACAGUAGUAUCACUUAAACAAAAAUACUUCAUGACACAAGAGUGAAGUUCACUCCUCUCCUGAAAGUAACAAACAAACAAAACCAUUGUCGAGAAAUGAACCCUGGAAGAAGUAAGUGAAGCAUCAACCAAUUAAAGAGAAGAGCAAUAAUAGCAGUAAAAAAUGACUUUCUGACCUAAGAGUGAAGUUCAUCUCGUGUUCCCAGCAAGCAAAUAGAGCCAUUUUGAGAAAGUAACCCUUGAAGUCUGUAGCAGUUCAGAAGGAGGAUGAGAAGGUGAGGAGCAAGGAGAACAAUGCGAUUUUGUUAAGGUCCUGCAGGAGUUCACCUCCCUGAAAGGUCCAUUCUGGCCACUUGGAGGCUCGGGAGAAAUCCAGAUGGCCUGGCCUGUCUUAAAUGAUUUGCGUAUGGUUUUCCCCAACCUCAACCCAACACAGGACAUUACUGGAUACAGGAGGAGAGCAGGCUAAUGAAAUGGAGAGAAAAAUGGCCAGGAGGAGCUGAGAAAAAAGAGAGAAGCCCUGCCUGUCGAUGCUACAUAAUCACAGAAUUAUUGACCUCGGCAAUGGCGUCAAGAUGUAGCCAAAGGUUUAGAGCACUGUCGGGGCGCCGCCGCAAAAACUUUUGUAAAAUAUUUAAAAUUGCUAGUGUUUUUGAACUUUUGGAAGCUCUUAUCUCUGUGAGCAAGGGUUUUCAACACUUACAGAAAUUAAGUCUAAGAAACGCGAGGGACUUCAAAUGAUCGGCAAGGAAAUGCGCGUCUGCCUUUCGAA
Molecule: messenger RNA, 2940 nt
Organism: Erpetoichthys calabaricus (reedfish)
Lineage: Eukaryota; Metazoa; Chordata; Cladistia; Polypteriformes; Polypteridae
Product: gastrula zinc finger protein XlCGF57.1-like
Exons: 3
Coding region: 139-1920 (593 amino acids)
Biological process (GO): regulation of transcription by RNA polymerase II
Cellular component (GO): nucleus
Molecular function (GO): DNA-binding transcription activator activity, RNA polymerase II-specific; RNA polymerase II cis-regulatory region sequence-specific DNA binding
Source: RefSeq, a predicted model, not a curated record